This is a messenger RNA of Octodon degus (degu), 2101 nucleotides long. RefSeq names its product guanylate-binding protein 1-like. The transcript is spliced from 11 exons. The record is from RefSeq and is a predicted model, not a curated record. Gene Ontology annotation, molecular function: GTPase activity; GTP binding. Lineage: Eukaryota; Metazoa; Chordata; Mammalia; Rodentia; Octodontidae.
AGGAGAGCAGACCAGAGGAUUACCCACAGGACAUGGCCUCUGAGACCUACAUGCCAGGCCCUGUGUGCCUCAUUGAGAAUGUGAGAGGACAGCUGAUGGUGAACCAGGAAGCUCUGGGGAUCCUGUCGGCCAUCUCCCAGCCCGUCGUGGUCGUGGCUAUUGUGGGCAUGUACCGCACAGGCAAAUCCUACCUGAUGAACAAGCUGGCUGGGAAGAAAAAGGGCUUCUCUCUGGGCUCCACAGUGCAGUCUCACACCAAGGGAAUCUGGAUGUGGUGCGUGCCUCACCCCGAGGACCCGAAGCGUACGCUAGUCCUGCUGGACACCGAGGGCCUGGGAGAUGUUGAGAAAGGUGACAUUCAGAACGACUCCUGGAUCUUUACCCUGGCGAUUCUGCUGAGCAGCAACUUUGUGUAUAAUAGCAUAGGAAUCAUCAACCAGCAGGCCAUGGACCAAUUGCACUAUGUGACUAAACUGACUGAUCGAAUCAGAGCAAAAUCCUCACCCAACACAAACAAAGUUCAAGACUCAGCUGAAUUCAUGAGCUUCUUCCCAGACUUUGUGUGGACCCUGAGAGAUUUCUCCCUGGACUUAGAAAUAGAGGGAGAGUUCGUCACUCCAGAUGCCUACCUAGAGAAUUCCCUGAAGCUAAUGCAAGGUACUGGUGUGAAAGUUAAAAAUUAUAAUCUCCCCCGACUCUGCAUCCGCAAGUUCUUCCCGAAGAAGAAAUGCUUUGUCUUCGAUAGACCCGCUCAGCGAAAGAAGCUGGCCCAGCUGGAGACACUGCAUGAGGAUGAGCUGGACCCGGAAUUCGUGGAACAAGCUGCAGAAUUCUGAUCUUACAUCUUCAGCUCUUCCAGGACUAAAACUCUGCCGGGAGGCAUCCAGGUCAACGGACCUCGUCUAGAGAGCCUCGUGCAGACCUACGUCACUGCCAUCAGCAGUGGGGAUCUGCCCUGCAUGGAGAACGCAGUCCUGGCCGUGGCCCAGAUAGAGAACUCUGCUGCAGUGCAGAAGGCCUUGGUGCACUAUGACCAGCAGAUGGGGCAGAAAAUGCAGCUGCCCACAGACACCCUGCGGGAGCUGCUGGACCUGCACAGGGCCUGUGAGAGGGAGGCCAUCCAGAUCUUCAUGAAACAUUCCUUCAGAGAUGUUGGCUAAGAGUUUCAAAGGAAAUUGGCAACACAGCUACAAAAGAAAUCUGAUAAGUUCUAUGAACGGAAUAAGAAAGCAUCUUCAGAUCGUUGCUCAGCUUUACUUCAGGAUAUUUUUAGUCCCCUAGAAAAAGAAGUGGAGCAAGGAAUUUACUCUAAAUCAGGGGGCUACCGGCUCUUCCUUCAGAAGGUGCAAGACCUGAAGAAAAAGUACCAUGAGGUACCCAAGAAGGGGAUACAGGCUGAAGAGGUUCUGCAGAAAUACAUGCAGUCCAAGGAGGACAUGAUUAAUGCCAUUCUACAGACAGACCAGAUCCUCAUAGAGAGAGAAAAAGAGAUUGAAGUGCAACGGGUGAAAGCUGAAUCUGCAGAGGCUGCCAUGAAAAUGCUGGAGGAAAUGCAAAGGAAGAUUCAGGAGAUGCUGGAGCAGAAAGAGAAGAGUCAUCAGGAGUUUGUCAGACAGCUGACCAUGAAGAUGGAGCAGGACAGGGCGCAGAUGAUCAGGGAGAUCCAGGCGACUCUGGAUCUCAAACUCCAGGAACAAGCCAAUCUACUAAGAGAAGGAUUCCAAAAUGAGAGCCAACAACUUCAUGAGGAGAUAAAGGAACUCAAGAGCAGCAUGGACAGCUCAGAUCACAAAUGUGUCAUACUCUAAAGACCUAAUGAAAAAAGUUUUCCUGUCACCCUUAUCUAACCAUAGUAUAGAUAAAGCAAUUUGAGAUUUUAGUGGAACAAGUGUCACUUCAAUCAAUGGUACAUAAGUCCUACAACUACCAACAGCUGCAAAGACAUGCAAUGCAUACUUGAAGUCACCUCCAUCUUCCUUAAAUGAUUAUAAAUUCUGAAUCAAGAAUAGAUUUUACCUCUGAACACUUUUGCUGGCUAGUAGGUUCAACGUGGUAUUUUUAUACAUGCAGGGAACCUAUUUUGAUUUUCCUAAGACCUGUA